Molecule: messenger RNA, 864 nt
Organism: Staurois parvus
Lineage: Eukaryota; Metazoa; Chordata; Amphibia; Anura; Ranidae
Source: the annotation of a GenBank genome assembly
AUGGGAGUCAGAAAACAGCAGCCCUCCGACUCUCUAUAUCAUAACAAUCCACUAUCUAGAAUUAUCAGUGCCAUAGGACUGGAUGACUGUGAAGACAAGGUCAGCGCACAGUGGGACUACUCCAAACUCACAGACUCCUGCACAGACUCCAAAACCCAUUCUGUGGAAGAGGGGGUGUUGUUAGCUCUGAGAGGAAGCGUGAGUGUUGGCGAGCCAGACAAGCUGUACCUAAUCGCUAAGGCCUGGGAUGAAGAGGACUCCGAGCCUGUGGACAAUGAGGGGAUCCUCUUCAUGGAAAUGAUGGCUGAGGAUUAUGAAUAUCGAGAAGAUAUCCAUUGGGAGAAAUCUGGAGAUGUUCUAGGCAGUGGAGCCUUUGGGGAUGUUUACUUGGGAAAAGAUAAAACUUCAGGAUUUCAAUUUGCAGCCAAAAAGAUCCAUGUUAGCAGAUUCAGAUCUCAGGAGGUGAUCUGUUGCCUGUCUGUGAAUUCUGAUAAAAUAGUCCCAGUGUACGGGGCAAUCCGAGAAGGACCCUGGAUCACUGUGUUCAUGAAGAUGGUGAAUGGAGGCUCUCUGGGCCAGCUGAUCAAGAAAAACGGCUACUUAACAGAGGACAGAGCUCUCUAUUACUUGUCACAGGUUCUGGGGGGACUCAAACAGCUCCAUGCUAACAGAGUAAUACAUGGAGAUGUUAAAGCUGACAACGUUCUCCUGACUGAAGACCAUAGCACAGUGUACCUGUGUGACUUUGGGCAUGCUGCUCACCUCCCUCCUGGUAGCUCUGGAACAAACCUAUUGACAGCCAACUAUGUACCAGGUACUGAGACUCACAUGGCCCCCAGAAAUAGUGCACGGGGAUCCCUGUGG